AUGCUAAAAAUUGAAGGCCUACUGCCGGAUUUGAACAUGUCUGGCACCCAGUACAACAUUGCUCUGGCAAUCUUCUUCGUCCCUUAUGUGCUGUGCGAGGUUCCUAGCAACGUUUUACUAGGCAAAUUCAAGAAGCCAUCGGUGUAUUUGGGAAUCUUGACAUUUUACUGGGGCACUGUUAUAACCCUUACGGGGCUCUUCCAGAACUUUUCUGCGCUUUGUGCAACUCGUUUCCUGCUGGGUGUUUUUGAAGCUGGAUUCUUCCCGGGAGCUGUCUGGCUCGUUUCUCGAUGUUCAUUAUCUGGAGCUUUCUCCGGGCUUCUCGCAUUUGGUCUCACAAAGAUGGAUAGCAUUGGUGGCUAUGCUGGCUGGAGAUGGAUCUUCAUCAUUGAAGGAGCCGCAUCUGUACUCCUGGCAUUUGUCUGUUACUUCUUUCUCGUGGAAUCACUCGAGCUCUCCACCAAAUGGCUGCAGCCUGAUGAGAUUCGGUAUUUGUUGUUGCGAAAACAAGCCAAGAGAGGCCGUAUCGUGGUUGACGAGAACCCGGACAAAUUCGACUGGAAAACAUUGUUCAGUGUCUUCAAGGAUUCGCACCUCUACCUGCAAGUCCUGAAUAUAUGGUCCAACACCGUUCCCAAUUACGGCCUGAAGUUUUCCCUUCCCCAGAUCAUCACCAACAUGGGAUAUACUGCCGCGAAUGCUCAGCUGCUCUCAAUACCCCCUUAUGUCGCUGGUGAGAUAUCCGCCUAUCUAUUUGCACUCCUUGCAGACAAAUUGAGAUGGCGCAUGCCGAUCAUUGUCACCGGCCAAAUAUUGGUGAUUAUUGCAUUUGCGGUGCUCUUCUCACUAGCCGAAGAUAUUAAGAACAACAUUGCGGCUUGCUAUUUCGCAGUUGUUCUCGCUUGUAUUGGUCUAUACCCGAUCCUCCCUGGAACCAACGCAUGGACGUCCAAUAAUCUCGCCGGCCCAAGAAAACAAGGCAUGGGCAUCGCUUUCAUGCUAAGUCUUGGCAAUGCUGGCGGUCUUGUGGGUUCUUUUAUCUACAUUGAACGUGAAGCCCCAAUGUACCCCACCGGAUUUGGAAGCUCAUUUGCGUUCGCCGCGGCAGGCGUGGCAGCAAGUAUCAUCCUAGAGGUCAAACUCUGGUGUACCAAUAAACGGAACGCGGAGAUGAGCAGAGAGGAGAUUUACGAUAAAUAUACCGACCACGAGCUACAGAUGAUGGGAGACCGGUCGCCGCUGUUCAAGUAUAUACUUUGA
This is a messenger RNA of Penicillium expansum, 1260 nucleotides long. RefSeq lists its product as uncharacterized. Bases 1 to 1260 code for a protein of 419 amino acids. Gene Ontology annotation, molecular function: transmembrane transporter activity. Gene Ontology annotation, cellular component: membrane. Gene Ontology annotation, biological process: transmembrane transport. The transcript is spliced from 4 exons. Lineage: Eukaryota; Fungi; Ascomycota; Eurotiomycetes; Eurotiales; Aspergillaceae. The record is from RefSeq and is a predicted model, not a curated record.